Messenger RNA from Sorex araneus (European shrew), 240 nucleotides. RefSeq names its product small integral membrane protein 40 (gene SMIM40). The record is from RefSeq and is a predicted model, not a curated record. The transcript has a single exon. Lineage: Eukaryota; Metazoa; Chordata; Mammalia; Eulipotyphla; Soricidae. The coding region runs from base 1 to 240 and encodes 79 amino acids.
AUGGCGGAGGAGGGAGGGGUUGAGGAAGAGGACGUGUUCUUAGCCUUUGCUCGGGGUCCCUCUCCUCCCCGAGGUCCUUUGCGACGGGCCUUGGACCAGGCCUUCUUAAUCUUCCUGGUCCUCGUCUUCACACUCCUGACGUUGGAUGCAGUUUAUCGGCUGCUGGGGCUGCUUCCAUGGACCAAGUUUGGGAACUGGCUCCUAGAAACACCUUGGCAGGAGGAGGAGUUGGAACUGUGA